Podospora pseudopauciseta is the source of this 5569-nucleotide messenger RNA. RefSeq lists its product as uncharacterized. Gene Ontology annotation, molecular function: structural constituent of nuclear pore. Bases 323 to 5569 code for a protein of 1748 amino acids. Lineage: Eukaryota; Fungi; Ascomycota; Sordariomycetes; Sordariales; Podosporaceae. Gene Ontology annotation, biological process: nuclear pore organization. The transcript has 3 exons. Gene Ontology annotation, cellular component: nuclear pore inner ring; nuclear pore. The record is from RefSeq and is a predicted model, not a curated record.
AAGCUCACGGUUUAGUUUGGUCGCGACUCUUUUUCCAAAAGCGCUUCCAAAAACAGAAACAUUAACAAACCCCCAUCUCGACGAAUUAGGAGGAAUUGUGUCGAUACCAACCUCACUGAUAACAGCAUCGUAGGGGGCCUCUUUUAACUAAUACCAACCAUUCCACACUGCGACCGUAACUACGAACGAGCGAGUCCAUCGACAAAGGCUUGCCUGCGAUGUACGGAUACUGAUACGAUUUUACUCAAUUCCCAAGCCAGUCAGCAACCUUCCUUACCAUCCACCACUUUUCUCUUCACAACGCGCCUCAUUUGAGCCAGGCAUGGCUGAGUUUCGCGUUCUCGAGGGGCUACAGGCCCUCCACUCGGAGCUGGUUGCUGUUCGCCAACACCGUUUUGACAACAUCUCAGUCCUAGAGAACCUGAUCGAGCUGCAUUCCGACAACUUGAAGGCGCUGGUUGACAAGACACCACGAAACUCUACCCAUAGAAACGACAUCACCAACAAAAAGGUAAUCAAGACCAACGACGGCGAAUUCAAGGUCAACGAUGACUUCAUCUUCGAGACUCUCAAGGCCGCCGACGAGUUGGAUCUGGAUGAGUACGAGGCUGGAAGGAUUAUUCUGGAUUGCCAGGACGAGGACGACUCGGAAAUACAGUCACGCCCGCUAUGGGAAUGCGGUCUCAUCCGCUUCCACCAAGAACGAAAAUACCUACUCGACUGCAUGCGGCUCUGCAUCGAAUUAGCAAACGACGAGGAAAUGGACGACAAUUUGAAGGAUGCCUUUGGGAAAAUUCUGGAGGAAAAGAUCUUCGUCAAGGGCUCAAGCAAAAAGAUUGUCGCGAGAUGUAUGGAGGCUAUGCAAACCAUCAAGGCCAUGUUGCAGAGCAUCAACGAGAGGGUGGCGUCCCGGUACAUGCUAGAACAAGCCAGUCUCGCCCGGCCCCCAGAGGCUGCCGACACGAUUGAGUUCUCCCGCAUGAGCCUCGUGGAGCAGCAUGAGUGUCUUGCCAUGAUACUGCACGCUGCCGUGGAAAAGCAGUACGCCGAUAUCAACGACUUCAAGCAGUUUUUGGGGACGCUAAAGAAGAUCGAUAAGUACGAUCAAUUUCUCGUUCAUCUGUUCCCUGUUUUGGCCGCCUACAUCAACGUGUUUGGCUCACCAGAUGGCAUGUGUGACUUUCAGCAGUCUCGCCAGUUGGACCAAGAGAUCUUGAAAACUGGAGAUGGUGACAGCUGGGCUAUUUCGUAUCUGGGAGCGGCCACGCGGGUCUGGUGGAUUGCCGAGUACACUGGAUACUUCCAAGUCGAUAACGAAUUCGAUCUUGGUGGGUUGGAUCUGGACGUCGAGUUCGACAAGAGAACAAAGGCAUUUACAGAGGCCCUCAAGGAGGGGGCAUUCGACUUUAUCCUUUCUGUGGCGGCCGAUUGCAAGACGGAGGAGUGGCAAGACCCAUCACGCAUGGGAAUGCGGCAGUGGUUGCAACGGAAGUCACCUCCUCUCCAAGGUGAUUUCUACUACUUCAACCAUUUCCUCCAGCUCAGCCUGAUGGCCCACCUGGAGGUGUUUAUCGACUCUGUCAUCACAAACCUACCCGAGCUUGUCAGGACACUAAAAACAGAGGAGGAUGAGCAGCGCCAGUUGAGCCAAACCCACGAGCAAGACCUCGACCUCGAGCGGUUCGUGGUCAUCAUCUCGUAUGCGUACGAGGACAGGCCAGAUGCCGCCAUGACCUUCUUCGAGGACCCAGAUAGUGCUCUGUAUGGUUUCCUACAAUGGGCGUCCACAAAAGCAUCAACGCCCCUGGUUAGUGCGUUUUGCGAGAUGCUACAGGCUCUGGCCUGCAACGAGGAGACUGCAACGGCUGCCCAUACAUUUUUGCUCGACGAGGGGCACCAGUCUUCUGGCAAAAUGAGGCGAUCCCAAUCGCUGACCUGGAACCAAAUCUUUAGGGAAUUAGAGUUCUUUGCCAAGAAACUGAGCGAGAGGCCCAACCCAGCGCAAAUGCAGAUCCAGCGUCCAGGCAAACCGGGCACCGAUCAGGGAGAGGCCGAGCCUGAAUCGGCCAUGAUGCUGGAGUGCUAUGUUCGGUUGAUUGGCAAGCUCACAGCGGAGAGCAGCACCUGCAGAACCAGGUUGGCAACGACACAGGAACUCAUGUUUCCCGAGAUUCUGUUCAGGUUGGCAAAUGCGAACGUCACUCCCCGGCUUCGCGCCGCUGUCUUUUACAGCUUAAGAUCACUGUUGGUCAUGAAGUCGGUUUCCGAAAGUAACAUAAUAUGGACUCUUGUGGACAACUUCACCAUGGGAGCUCUGGACCCCAACAACCCGGCGACUGUUCAACAACAGCGAAGUCCUUCAUAUCAGUCGACGUACGAAGAACUGCAGGAACGCGCUUUCAACGAUUUAUCCACUGGCUUUGAGGAGCCAAACGCAUUCAUCCAGCUUCUUACGUCGUUGGUCACGCCCUAUACAGUCUCCGACGGGCUCAACGACACCUUGCCGUUCCCCGAGUUUCUCGGUGUGAACAAGCGAAGACCCGGGAUAGAGAUCUAUGUUGACUUUGUGUUCUUGAUGUUCACCAUGAAGCCGAGGGAAAUAGUAGACCAAGGCCAACUGAGAAUGCUGCGUCUCUCCUGCCUAGAAUUCAUUCUGGCAUGCUUGCAAACCUUCAACGAAGACCUGAUCGUCCUGGGCAACGAGACAAACAUCGAGAUUGACAAGGCUGUGAAAACGACCAGUCUCGCGGUUUAUGUUCGCCUUCAUCCUUUUGCUCGCGUUAUGGAGUGGAUGUAUAGCGAAAAGGCCAUCACUGCCCUGAUGGAUACCAUUCAUCAGGACCAGUAUGCCCUCAGCCGGGCUUCACCUCACUCGCCCUUGAUCCAGAGUAUCUUGCGUGGGAUCCAGGUGCUGAUCAAGGUUCUCGACCUUCAGGCGACCUUUAUUCACUUGGUGCGGCCUGUGAUUCAAUCCGAGGCCGGGAAGCGGAGGCCGCUUACUCUGGCCAAGAGCACGUACACGUCCAUUGAGGAUGGAAUUCUCAACCAUCUGACACUGCUGGUUGAUCUGGGCAAGUAUUGCAACCUCGGGGUCAGCGAACUCACUCUUUCCUGUCUCAAGCUGCUAGAGAAGGUUUCAACUUCCAGCAAGCUUAUUUCGGCAUGGAAUCCCGACACCCAUCGCCCAGGACACCGGAACAAGGCCAUUGUCCAGCUUGAGAAGGAUGGCGAGGGCGAGGUCAUCGGAACAUCACUUGCUGCUAGCAUCAACGCGGUAAUCGAUCCGGCGCUCGAGACAGAGUCGGAAGAAUACCUGAUCAAACUCUUCAUUCUCGACUUUUUAUACGAGACCCUCAGGGCAUCGCCCGACCAGCCCACGAUUGCGCAUUUGCUUCUCGGUUUCAACUGCGAGCUGCGGGGGUUGAGCGUUGCGCCCAACGGGGUGUUUGACAACCAGAGAUCUCUCUUCCAUAGCCUGUUGGGUGUGGUCAUCGAACUGGUGGUGAAUGAGGGUGAUCGAGGAAUGCGCGGAUACUUGAUUACGCUCAAGUACAAGAUUCUCCGCAUCUUCCAGCUGCUGUGGAAGUCGCCGCUUUCGUCGACUUUGGUGAUGGAAGAGUUGAGGUCAACCAACUUUCUGUUCCACAUGCUUCUGAGAGAGUCACAAAUCGUGCCGGGGCUGCCGUGGAACGAUAUGACGCUGGAUGACAAUUCGUUCCUCCUGUCGACGGCGUCGGUUGCGUAUAUCGACUACCUCGGUUCGAGGGCCAUUGUCUUUGAGUAUAUUGCCAAGGAGCUGUGCAGCGUUUCGCAGAACAGGAUACCGUCGAUCAAGCGUCAGAUUUUUGAUGCUCUCAAUGGGCAGAUCACGCUGGAGAACCAGGAGACGUUGGCGGCGCACAAUAUUUUUGACUUUUUUGAUUUCAUGAAUGUUGAUAUCUCGUGGGAGGUUGCGCCGCCGCAGUUUCAUUUCUACCAUGAGCUCGACCUGAGCCCGUGUGUGAUCGACGCUGGGGGGACGGGGAUCCAGUACAAUCUCUCCAGAGUGAAGGAGUGCAUUCAGCUCAAGCGUAGCGAGUACCGGGACACGCUGGCCAUGGUGCCUCAGGAGGGCAUGGAUGAGAUCCAAGCGGAGGAGCAGGUGUUGCUGGAAUAUCUCCUGUUCAACAACCGCCGGGUUUUGGUUCGGGCUGUCAGGCUCGAGCUGCUGAAGAAGUGGUCGGAUCUGUUGCUGGUCAUGUUCGAGGCCAAUGAGUUCAGGGGCACGGUCAAGACGACGUUCUUGCUGCAGGCGCUGCAGGCUAUUCUGCCGACGUUGGAGUCGUUGAACACGGACAGUCCUCCCGAGGCGUUUGAGCUGGCAAAGGUGGCCAAGAUCCUUCUUUACAAGCUUGACUUUUCGGAUAAUACCGGCGGUGCGCCUGGGUCGGAGACGGAUAAGAUUGCCAUGGGGAAUCUGGUCAGCGAGAAGCUGUUUCAGCUUUUCCAGGUAUGUCUGGCGUCUAUUGUCAAAUGGAACCAGUUUGCCGAGCUGCGCGGGUUAUACUACAGUAUCUGUUACCGCUACCUUACUGGGGUGGUGGACAACGACGGCGGCGACACGCGCAGCUCGAGCCUCCUCACGGCGAGGAUCAGAACCCACAAGGCCAUCCAGAACCACGGGGAGAAGCUCCUUCACGUCAUCUGCGAUGAUGCUUAUGGGUCUGACACGCUCUGCCAGACCGCUGCCAUGGUCCUUUUAUCAGCUCUAGUCCACAUUUCCCGCUCCUCAUCGCACACCAACCCAACAUCCAUUUCCGUCAUUGAGUCCCUCAACAGGCUCAAUUUCAUCGGCGUCUUGGUCGACUCGCUGAAAACAAUCCUGCGAGAAUGGCUCGCGAUUAUCAACCCCCCUUCUCCUCUCCCCGUCUCAACAGCAGAAGCGACGGAGCAGUACCUCACCGCCAAACUCUGCUUCCUCCUCCAGCUCGCCCAGACCAAAACAGGGGCGAUGUACAUCCUCCAAGCCAACCUCUUCCGCGCGUUGGAAAUCUCGGGUGUGUUUGCCGCCGACCCAGAGCUGGAGAUCAACCCGUCCAACACUGUCGCGUUGGAAAAACACUACUUUUUGCUUGUGUCGCUGGCUAGGAUUAUUACUGCUAGUGUGCUGUCGAGGGGGCAGGGGAAUAUUGUCCAGGCGAGGGGGUUUUUGCAGAGGCACAGGAUGCUGGUUGUGCACACGCUCAAGAGGGCGGCGGGGAUUGGGAUUGUGGGGAAUGGGAUGUGGGGAGGGGGGGAGGAACAACAGCAGGAGAGGUCAAUUAGUGAUGGGUUCUCUUUUGGGGGGACCGUGAGGGGGGUUGAUUCCAUACUGGGGGGUGGGAAGAAGGGGGGGAAUAAUAACAAUAACAACAACAACAACAACAACAACAACAACAACAAGGAGGCGCAGAGGAGGUUGGAGGAGAGGAUUGGGGAGUUGGGGGAGAGCUUGAUGGUUUUGAUUGGGGGGGUGGGAUUUUUGGAGUACGAGCUGGAUCAGCUGCCGGCUGAGAGGGCUAGUGUUGUGAAUACGACACUGUUCCACUGA